AUGCCAGCCACCAUCAAAACAAUCAAGAGUAGAAAAAACUGUACUAACUACUUCAUCAAUUACGAUCGUGAAUUCUUUGAACAACAACAAGAGAAGAAAACCAAGACACCAAAAGAGAAGGUAUCGAAGGGGAGGGUUGUAUCAAGUAGAGGAAUCAAGAAGAGCAGAAAGAGUAAUAUCUCCAAGAAAUUCAGAGAACCAGUUUGGGUAAAGAGAGUAAAGGCUCACCAAACCAAAGUUCAAUCCAUUCGUUCGUUCAAGCCUAAUCCAAUUGAUAGAGCAGAGUUUGAUAAUUGCUUGAAGGAGAUGAGUUUAAGAACUGGUAAACCAUUUAAUAGUGAUACGGAAGUGUAUGAAUAUUUAGAAAGAAGAUGGAAUGAGUUUUCUUUUGAUGCUGUCAAGGUUCUUUGUGCUAAUUUGCAACCAGGUGACGUCAAGUGGGGAUACAAGUUACAUUUAGGUACCAUUUCUUAUGCUAUUUUGGAUAGAAUUUUGUGUUUGAACCAUAAUUGCAAGAAGGAGAUUAUUGAUAUCGAACAAACCAUUAAUAGAGAGAAAGUUCCAACCCGUAUCUUCAAGUAUCACUUUAUGAAGGAGUGUGGAUUUCCAAAAUUCAAGUCAAGUUAUGAUUGGACUUUCAAUUUGCUAUUUCCAGAUGAGGAAAAAUCUUAUCUCCAAAUUUGUGAGUACACAGCCAUGACAUUGGUUUGUAAUGACUAUGAUAACAGAGUAUAUGUUAAUUGGGAAAUGUCUUGUCAUUCAAUGAAAUGUUACGAUAAUUUCGAUUUUGGUUAUUGGAUGAUAAGUAAUUAA
Messenger RNA from Naegleria gruberi, 813 nucleotides. RefSeq lists its product as uncharacterized. The record is from RefSeq and is a predicted model, not a curated record. NCBI's taxonomy places the organism in Eukaryota, Heterolobosea, Eutetramitea, Acrasida, Naegleriidae. The transcript has a single exon. The coding region runs from base 1 to 813 and encodes 270 amino acids.